AGCUUUCUUUUCUUCGGUUCUUGGUAUUUCUUCGAAGACAUGAGGAGGAUAUUUGGCCUUCAAAUCAAGCUGAUGUACGCACUCCAAUUCUAUAGCCGAGCCACGGAUAGCGUCUAACACUGGUGUGGAGGCAAGGCUUCACUUAUCGAGUUUUUCUCACGGUGUUUAUUGUCCAGAGCGGUGGGGGUUCAAGUUGGAAGGGAUUUUGAGACAAUAUCGUUUAUCAGAUGGCUGCACCAUGGGGACUGUUUCCGCAACCCGACAGCGGCAUUCUCUCUGUUGUUCCCCUGGUGAUUCUAGGUAUAGGAAUUCUUAUGAUGUUGAGUGAGUUGACAGGAAACCAGCUGCAAUACUCCAAAUUUGCUACCGGGAAUGACAGCAAGACGAGGACUCUUUCGGGCAAAACAGGAAUGUUUUUGAACUAUUUGCCUUCAGGUGUGGUGGCCAGUGUCUUGGUCGCAUACAUGCUCGGUGUUUUGCCCAUGCUCCCUUCAUUGCUGCAGUCCUGUGGAGCUUCCAGCGCUGCGUCUCUCAUUGAGCAGGCCGUGUCUAACGACUCCGACAACCGUCUUCUGCUCGUGGCUCUAGCUUUGAGCCUUCUAUUCGACAAACGACUCCUGGAGGUUCUGUUCGUCCAGAAGUUCUCCGGAACAACCACCGCCAACACCGUCGCAUUUAUAACUAACGCCUAUUUCUCAAACACGAUAAUUCUCUUGUACGCGCAACUAUGGGUAACGGCGCAAGGUUUUGCAGCACCGACACCUAACCUGAAGUGGCCAGGGUUAGCACUUUUUCUGGUGGCGAUCACAGGAAAUGGGUACCAUCACUGGUUACUCGCCAACCUUCGAAAGGGCAGCAACAUGGGGUAUAUGGCACCGCAGGGCGGCCUCUUCGGUGUCUUCGUGUGCCCCCAUUACGUCUGUGAGAUUCUAAGUUUUGUGGGCAUAGCUCUCAUCAGCCAAACACUGGUUGCCUGCAGCUUGGCUGCUUUAGUGUCAUUUUACUUGACAUCGCGCUCGGCGAGCACGAAGAAAUGGUACUUGAAAAAGAUUGACGGGUUUCCCAAGGAAAGGUGUGUGCUGAUUCCUGGAGUGUGGUAAAUAGCCAUGACUGCCACAUACAUACAACUGGAAAUCCAGCAUAAAACCAUCAUCUUGGCAGAUAGACACUGAAGUCGACUCUUUUAAGAAAGAGAGGUUGUAUGUUAUCCUCACUGCAGCUUCUGGAAAUAAGCCCAUGUUGUUCA
Molecule: messenger RNA, 1246 nt
Organism: Physcomitrium patens
Lineage: Eukaryota; Viridiplantae; Streptophyta; Bryopsida; Funariales; Funariaceae
Biological process (GO): lipid metabolic process
Molecular function (GO): oxidoreductase activity, acting on the CH-CH group of donors
Source: RefSeq, a predicted model, not a curated record